AUGUCAGACCAGAGUGCCCGAAUCCUCUUUCAUCGCCGUGUGCAUGAGUACGGUGACCUUGUCUACAACAAUAUGGUACCCCAAGGUCGGGCUAUCAUGGGCAGCGGUCAGUUCAACAUAGAAUCGCUCAGAGAUCUACGCCCAGUUUCAACCAACUGGCCAAUGCAAGCCGGAAUUUAUCUGAUCAUCUACGAGGACUUUGAUGGCGUUACAUUUCAAGGCCGAAUGAGUCAACAUCAGCAACAUGCUCAGACCAAAAAUUCGGCUCACUACCGUCUGGCCAGGAAGGCCCGUACAAUGAUAAUGGUGCCGAUCAUCCUCAGACCCGGCGGUGAUGUUCCCGAUAGCUUUUUGGACAUUGCGGAAUUCUCUAUGGUGUGUUUGUUUCGAACCUGGUUCUCAGCUUUAUUCCGGCCUUCUGAUACCAGUGCUGUUGGAGCAUACGCUACAGACUUCGACGCUUGCGUGACGUUCUCGAGUCUAAUGCGCGACGUUUCCCUUCGAACUGGAUGGACUCCAGGCCGCACCUAUGGUCUCAACUGGCAUACCCCUGUUCUAUCUACUCCCCGACCUGAUGUCCAGUGGACAUCUUGGUACUUGGAAGGAAAGGAUACUUACGUAUACCGAACAAGACGACGUAUAUCUAUCAAUUCCCAGGAUGCCGAAAUCUACUGGCAGGCAGUAAGGAAGAUUAAGAUCCCUGUAGCGUUGGCAAGGGAAGCGGGCUUCCAACAUUACCAGCCUAUCCACCUCGUUGUCGAGAUCAAGAAGAGAAACAACGAGUAUCUGACACAUCCCUUCCGGUUUGUGCGCUACCCUCCUCGGAUCGGCCUGAAUCCAGAGCUGGAGAAGCUCAGAUCCAUGGCGGUUCGAAUAGAGUGGGUAGACGAACACGGCAACUGGAAGACAUACUAUCUGGAACGACAACGCACAUGGACCACAAUUCCCAACACGAACGUACCUGAAAUCUAUCGCCAAGCACUCUUUAUGAUGUGUAACGUUGAGCAGACGGUCUUCGCCAAUCCUCCAGCCUGGACCUGGCCAACUGCUCCGGCCCGUAUUAACUUCUUACGAACAAACCACAUGCAACAGAAGGUAGUACUGGAAGUCCGGCCGAUCCGUCAUAAGCAGUGGCCCCCAGACAACACAAUUGCCGGAAACACGCAGAGGUUGCAACAGCUUUUCCCUCCUGGCCCUAACUCUAACACCAUGAUCGGGGAAAGGCCUGGGAAGGCCUUCUUGGGCAACACCCGAACCACCUGCGACUUGUGUUUCUCACAGUCAACUACCACGAAAUGUCAGUACAACCCGGCAACCCGUACCUGUCAAACCUGUCGAUGCCUCAACCGACCCUGCACAUUUUCGCGCAGUGGAAAUCUGAUUCAGGAGUUCGUCUAUGGGGGGCGUCUGGAAGAGCUCGGUGUUGCCCCUCAUAUGGCACGAAGCGGCUCAAUGGCGAGUGACAUGGAAGAGGCUCCUUUCGACCCUAAUAUUGAGGAGGAAGAGCAUGCCAACUUGGCUGAUAACUAA
Molecule: messenger RNA, 1530 nt
Organism: Fusarium poae
Lineage: Eukaryota; Fungi; Ascomycota; Sordariomycetes; Hypocreales; Nectriaceae
Exons: 4
Coding region: 1-1530 (509 amino acids)
Source: RefSeq, a predicted model, not a curated record